Messenger RNA from Salarias fasciatus (jewelled blenny), 411 nucleotides. It is a transcript of the gene thrsp, whose product is annotated as thyroid hormone responsive. The transcript has a single exon. Gene Ontology annotation, biological process: regulation of lipid biosynthetic process. Gene Ontology annotation, cellular component: cytosol. The record is from RefSeq and is a predicted model, not a curated record. The coding region runs from base 1 to 411 and encodes 136 amino acids. Lineage: Eukaryota; Metazoa; Chordata; Actinopteri; Blenniiformes; Blenniidae.
AUGCAGUCGUCCGAGGUGAGAUCUACCAAGAGCAGCCUGCUGCUGGCGCUGAGGCGAUACAGCUCGGCCGUCUCGGACAUGGAGCAGACCGUCCUGGUGCCCAGCCUGCUGCGCGACGUGCCCUCGGACGAGGCGUGGGACUGCGAGAACGGCAGCCAAGACCUGUACGGCGACUACCUGAUGCUCAAGGCUAUCAGGAACACAGCGGAGGGCGGCCUGCUGCACGCCGACGACCACAGGAGCCGGAGCGGCACGGCGCUCAGCAAGAAGCUGGAGCCGCUGCUGGGAACGGAUCCCGAAACGCUGUUCCACUUCCACCUGGCGGGCCUGUUCGCAGUCAUGAGCGAGCUGACAGAGAAGACUCAGAGCCUCACGGACAAAUACAUGGACAUCAUCGGAGCGCCGAACUGA